Molecule: messenger RNA, 777 nt
Organism: Rhinocladiella mackenziei CBS 650.93
Lineage: Eukaryota; Fungi; Ascomycota; Eurotiomycetes; Chaetothyriales; Herpotrichiellaceae
Exons: 2
Coding region: 1-777 (258 amino acids)
Source: RefSeq, a predicted model, not a curated record
AUGCCCAUCUCACCGAAAUUUCGGCGAACUAGGCCGAGGACUCAGGUCCUACCUGAAAUCCCCAUUGUCGAGGAGAUGAAAAUGUGGGAUAGGCAAACGGUGCUUCAGUGGAUCCAGCAAAGAAAUUCCCUCAUCUUCCAAGGUGACGACCUGAAUAGCUUCGACGGCGCGGGGAUCUGCGGUGAAGUCUUUUUGGACACCAGUUACGAUUUCUUCCGUAAAGAGUGUGGCAUCCUCCCCGGACCCAGUCUAACGCUUACGCGUUAUCGGGACGAAGUCCUGAGGACGGCCACUCUAUCUCCAAAGGACAAGAGGAAGAGGGAUGAUGAAUCUGUCGCACCGGAAUCACCCACUAGCAAGCCGUCGAAAAGAAGAUAUCAGGCACAAAAACAAAAAGACCGCGCUGAUGACGACGAUAAAGAAGAGAACGAUUACGACCACGACUAUGACACCGACAGCGCUGCUAGCUACAACGAUCCAUCCUUUGUUCCGCCAGCAAAAAGACCAGAGCAUACCCCCGGUAUUCUGGGAAACGAUUAUCAACAACGUGGACGGCCUGCACACAAAGAGUGUGUUGUCAAUUUUGGUGAUCUCAACAGGGAACUCUGGGCCAAGUACCAGGAAGCCCAAGAGAAGGCAGAGAAGGAGAAAGCAGACAAGAACGCGCAAAGGGGAAUUACAGAAGAGAGCGCAACAGAAUACAGAACAGGAAGCAACCGAGGCGGGAAAGACAGGAUAGGGGCAGAAACGACGGGGAUACGCACAAAGGGCCACUGA